This is a messenger RNA of Dovyalis caffra, 792 nucleotides long. NCBI's taxonomy places the organism in Eukaryota, Viridiplantae, Streptophyta, Magnoliopsida, Malpighiales, Salicaceae. The record is from the annotation of a GenBank genome assembly.
AUGGACAACACCACCACCAAUCACCAGCCUCAACCCACCGCAUACCCACCGCAACCCACCACCACAACCACCAACACCCCUCCGCCACCACCAGGAGGAGCACCAUCCUCAACCCCAUUCCACCACCUCCUCCAACAACAACAACAACAACUUCAAAUGUUUUGGUCUUACCAACGUCAAGAAAUUGAACAAGUUAAUGAUUUCAAGAACCAUCAACUCCCUUUAGCGAGAAUCAAGAAAAUCAUGAAAGCCGAUGAAGAUGUGCGCAUGAUCUCUGCUGAAGCACCUAUUCUCUUUGCUAAAGCAUGCGAGCUUUUCAUUUUAGAACUGACAAUUCGUUCUUGGCUUCAUGCUGAGGAAAACAAGAGAAGGACUUUACAGAAGAAUGACAUUGCUGCAGCUAUUACAAGAACUGACAUUUUUGAUUUCUUGGUUGAUAUUGUACCUAGAGAUGAGAUCAAAGAGGAAGCUGCUGGUCUUGGUGGAAUUGUUGGUGCUACGGCUAGUGGAGUGCCUUAUUAUUACCCUCCGAUGGGACAGCCCGCCGCUGCUACUGGAGGGAUGAUGAUUGGAAGGCCAGCUAUGGAUCCUGGCACUGGUGUUUAUGUUCAACCACCUUCUCAGGCUUGGCAGUCUGUUUGGCAGACAGCUGCUGCCGAGGAUGGUUCUUAUGGGAGUGUUGGUCCGAGUGGUGGACAAGGGAAUCUUGAUGGACAAGGGUAUGUUUUUCAUUUUUUGAUGUUUUCUGUUUUCUCAUUUUUCUUGUUUUGUUGUUUGGGUUCUCAUUUUUAG